Opisthorchis viverrini is the source of this 381-nucleotide messenger RNA. RefSeq lists its product as hypothetical. The record is from RefSeq and is a predicted model, not a curated record. The coding region runs from base 1 to 381 and encodes 126 amino acids. NCBI's taxonomy places the organism in Eukaryota, Metazoa, Platyhelminthes, Trematoda, Opisthorchiida, Opisthorchiidae. The transcript is spliced from 5 exons.
AUGGCCAGACGCCAACACUGUUCUGAGCGUUCUCGAAGCUUACUGCGUAGCCAAAGUGUGCACUCAGCUUCAGACGCAGAUACACUCAGCACCACCAACAAAGCCAAUCAGACUCAAACGGGAAGCGUGUUGCGCCAUUUAAACAUUCAAAAUAUCGUAGUCCCUUCAGGUGAACAGCAUCACAAACAAGAGGCCCAGCUGGGAUUGAGGAAUACUCAGCCUGAAGUGAACAAACUGAUUCCGUUUAUAGGCAGAGUUGAAACGUCAGUUCUCAAACAUCCGGACUGUCAGGAUACAAUAACUUUAUGCUCCACUGAAGCUGGUGACGUCGGGUCGACAAGGAACAAUCAUUCAGAACCGAUCAUGAAAGAUGAGGUAUAA